CUCGCUCUAGCAGGAAGUUGACGCUAGCGAGGCUCAUACAGGGAUAAGCCAUCGUUCAGCCACGUAUUAAGCUUUUAAUUUUACAUUCAGUGAUCUUUGCAUCGUAUAUGUGACAGCGAUGAUUUAAAGCCUGUGCUGCUCGUCUCUUACAGAUUGCAAAUCGUCCUCGUCGGCGGGCAGACAGUCAUUGACGUCAGUGCACGUUUAUACUAUUAAUAUUUGUAAAUCAUGUUUAGACUGUAGCCAUUCGCGCACGAGCAACCUAUACGAGUAGGAUAUAUAUGAAACAGAGAACGUAGAAAGUGUGAAUGGUUUCGUAUCCUUUGCUCGACCUGAAAGCCGGUUGCUAUGCAUUGCGUGCAUCUGUGUCUACAACCAUGCAGCAUUGCGUGCAACUGUGCUGAAAUGUCACACUGUCUUUUCUAACACAUCGCUGUAGUGCAUACAGUAGACAGUGGUGGGUCAGAAUGAACAGAAACCACAUGAAAAAUGGUGCUUUCUGAGCCUUACUGGGAUCAUCACAUCCCACUGCCAAAACUGGGACCCUUGCACUCCCGGCUGGUUACUGCCUUUGUUGCCCUGAUCUGUUUUAUAAACAGCUAUGAUGGGGACUUUGUCUUUGAUGAUUCAGAAGCCAUCAUCAAUAACAAGGAUUUGAAUCCUGACACUCCUCUCAGUAACAUCUGGAAAAAUGAUUUUUGGGGAAGUAACUUAAGUAGCAACUCCAGUCACAAAUCCUACCGGCCGCUGACCGUCCUGACAUUCAGGAUUAACUACCUCUUGGCUGGGGGAUUGCAUCCAGUUGGCUUUCACGUGCUCAACGUUGCUCUCCACUGUAUUAUUUCUGUGUUAAUGAUUGAUGUGUUUGCAAUAUUAAUUGGUGGCCCGGUUCAAGAUGGAAAAGGGGCGAAACUCAGUCUCCCUCCGAAAGCGUCCUUCCUGGCGGCGCUUUUCUUUGCUGCACACCCAGUUCACACAGAAAGUGUGGCUGGCAUUGUUGGCAGAGCAGAUUUGUUGUGUGCCCUCUUUUUUCAGCUCUCUUUUCUGGUUUACUGCAAAGCUUUUCAAGUUGGUGGUGAUAAAAAGUUCUCUGUGUUGUGGAUAUUUGGCAGCAUUCUUCUGUGUGCUGUAGCCAUGCUCUGCAAGGAACAAGGCAUUACGGCUUUGGGAGUUAAUGCUGCUUAUGACAUUCUCAUGGUGUGCAAUCUGAACAUUUAUGAGCUUGCUCACCGGCUGCUGUCCAGGAGAAAAUCAGCUGACAUUGGUGGUUUGGCAAGAAACGGUUUGCUUAUGAGGUUGGCUCUUCUCUUUCUUGGUGGUUCCUUACUUAUGUACGCGAGAUGGAAAAUCAUGGGAACUGGACCUCCAUCUUUCACCGAAGUGGAUAACCCAGCAUCCUUUGCAGAAAAUAUCAUCCUGAGGAUUGUGAACUAUAAUUACUACUACUCUUUGAAUGCCUGGUUGCUGCUGUGUCCCUGGUGGCUGUGCUUUGAUUGGUCAAUGGGCUGUGUGCCUCUGAUUUGCUCAGCUGCUGAUUGGAGGAUCGUCUGGCCUGUUGUUCUGUGGUUCUGUCUGAUUGGCUUGGUGAGCCAAGCUCUGUUCUCACAGGACAGCAAUAAAAGAAGAACUCUGACAUUUGGCUUGGUACUGCUGGUGAUCCCCUUCCUACCAGCCAGUAAUGUGUUCUUCAGAGUGGGUUUUGUGAUCGCGGAGCGUGUGCUGUACCUCUCCUCAGCGGGCUACUGCCUCAUUCUGGCCUACGCUGUGGGCUACUGUAGCUGCCGCUGGAGGAAACACAAGAGGCUGCUGAAAGCAGCCACGUUGACGCUGCUGUGUGUGAAUGUGACUCGCUCUGCACAGCGCAGUCAACAGUGGAGGUCUGAACAGAGUCUCUUCACCAGCGCCCUUUCUGUGUGCCCGCUCAACGCCAAGGUGCAUUAUAAUGUUGGCAAAAACCUUGCUGACAGGGGAAACCAGAGUGCUGCAGUCCAGUACUACAGAGAAGCAGUCAGAUUACAUCCCAAGUACGUUCAUGCUAUGAACAAUCUUGGAAAUAUAUUAAAGGAAAGGAAUGAAUUAAAGGAAGCUGAAGAGCUCCUGUCAGCUGCGGUUCAUAUUCAGCCUGAUUUUGCUGCAGCAUGGAUGAACUUGGGUAUUGUGCAGAACAGUCUAAAAAAAUUUUACAAAGCUGAACAGAGCUAUUGGAACGCCAUUCGAUUCAGGAAGAAAUACCCAGACUGUUAUUACAACUUGGGACGUCUGUAUGCAGACCUGAACCGCAGCAUUGAUGCGCUGAAUGCCUGGAGGAAUGCCACCAUGCUGAAGCCUGACCACAGCUUGGCAUGGAACAAUAUGGUCAUACUGUUAGACAACACUGGUAAUCUGGCACAAGCUGAGCUGAUUGGAAAGGAGGCAUUAAAGAUAUUGCCAAAAGAUCACACCAUCAUGUUUUCCCUCGCCAAUGUCCUUGGGAAACAGGAAAAAUACAAGGAGUCAGAGGGAUUCUUUCUUAACGCUCUGAAGAUCAACCCAAACGUUGCCAGUUGCCAUGGUAAUCUUGCUGUUCUUUAUCACCGGUGGGGAAAACUAGACUUAGCAAAGCGACACUAUGAACUGUCUCUGCGACUGGAUCCCAGCGCUCCAGGGACCAAGGAAAACUACAACAUGCUGAAACGCAAGCUGGAACAGCGGCAAAGGACUGUUGGAUAACACUGUUUUUGAUACCUGCAUGCAACAAAAGUCUUUGUAUACGGUCUCUACUCAAGUAAAUAAACUAAUUCAUCCUA
Molecule: messenger RNA, 2786 nt
Organism: Danio aesculapii
Lineage: Eukaryota; Metazoa; Chordata; Actinopteri; Cypriniformes; Danionidae
Gene: tmtc4
Product: transmembrane O-mannosyltransferase targeting cadherins 4
Exons: 18
Coding region: 490-2709 (739 amino acids)
Biological process (GO): endoplasmic reticulum unfolded protein response; protein O-linked glycosylation via mannose
Cellular component (GO): endoplasmic reticulum
Molecular function (GO): protein binding; mannosyltransferase activity
Source: RefSeq, a predicted model, not a curated record